UGGAACGUCAUCACGCCGCGGUAACAGUGACACCGAUCAGCAGCUCUAUAUCGGAAUUUAAGCGCUUGUAAGACACAGUAAAGAGAAGCAGUAGGUUUAAUUCUGCAGUUUGUUUAUUAAUCUGCUUUAUCGCUUUGAGAGUCGAGAGGACUUUACGACACAGUGGUAAAUAAUGGCAGUUUUGGGCAGCGCGUGCCGGCUCCUACAGUUGGUCAGAUGUGGUCCGCCAGUCAGUUUGUGCAUGAGUGUGUCUCUCAGACGACAGUCGACGGCUACAGCAGCUGCGUUUGCCAGUUCACCCACUCCAGAGACACGAGAGAGCAGCAGAAAACCCAAAACAGGGAUCCUGAUGCUGAACAUGGGCGGCCCCGAGAAACUUGAAGAUGUUCAUGAUUUCCUCCUUCGGCUCUUUAUGGACACAGACCUCAUGCAACUUCCUGUACAGAAUAAACUCGGCCCGUUUAUUGCUAAACGACGCACCCCAAAGAUCCAAGAGCAAUACAGCAAGAUCGGAGGAGGGUCACCCAUCAAAGCCUGGACCACCAUGCAGGGAGAAGGGAUGGUCAAACUCCUGGACGAGAUUUGCCCAGAGACGGCUCCUCAUAAGUUCUAUAUUGGUUUCCGGUAUGUUCAUCCACUCACUGAAGAUGCCAUUGAACAGAUGGAGAAAGAUGGUGUACAGAGAGCUGUAGCCUUCACACAGUAUCCACAAUACAGCUGCUCCACUACAGGCAGCAGUCUGAAUGCGAUCUACAGAUACUACAGUAACCGUGGCGACAGGCCAAAGAUGAGCUGGAGUGUGAUUGACAGGUGGCCGACACACCCUCUACUGAUCGAGUGUUUUGCAGAGCACAUACGAAAUGAACUGGACAAGUUUCCUCCUGAGAAGAGAGACGAUGUGGUGAUUUUAUUCUCUGCUCAUUCUCUGCCCAUGUCUGUUGUAAACAGGGGUGACCCGUACCCACAGGAAGUUGGCGCUACAGUUCAGAGGGUGAUGGAUCAGUUAGGUCACUGUAACCCGUACAGACUCGUCUGGCAGUCAAAGGUGGGGCCGAUGGCGUGGCUGGGGCCGCAGACUGAUGAGGUCAUCAAGGGUUUGUGUCAGCGCGGGAAAAAGAACCUCCUGCUGGUGCCCAUCGCGUUCACCAGUGACCACAUCGAAACGCUGCACGAGCUCGACAUCGAGUAUUCGCAGAUCCUCGGAGAGGAGUGUGGUGUGGAGAACAUCCGAAGAGCAGAAUCUCUGAAUGGAAAUCCACUGUUUUUCAGGGCAUUGGCCGAUCUGGUUCAGUCUCAUUUGAAGUCAAACGAGCCGUGUUCUCGUCAGCUCACUCUGCGCUGUCCGCUCUGCGUCAACCCCACCUGCGGUCAGACCAAAGCCUUCUUCUCCAGCCAGAAACUCUGACCUUUGACCUCUCAGUCGCCAUAAAGAGUGACAUCAUUUCAAACCCGCGGUGGAUGGAGGUGUUCUGCGACCCGUCUGGGUAUCUGUUGUGGACGGGAGGGUGUCACAGGGGUGAUUGUGGACUGGGGUGAAAUAAGCAUUCAAACACCGCCCUCAUUGAAGACAAGCACACUUUUACCCCAGCUUACAUCCAGCCACGACAUAUUAAACCCUUGCUGUUUAAUUUCCAGCUUCCUCUUCCCCUCUCGGUCUGUCUUUCUGUCCUGUUUUUCCCUUCAUGCACUUGAUAUGUUUGAACCCUUUGAGAAUGCGUGCAGUCCCAAAAAAAAUAAUAAAUAAAAAUGCAAAAACAGUCAGCGUGGAACAAAUAAACAAAGUUUUUUCAGAGUGGAAACAGCAAAUAAACAAGGUGCUAAAAUUCGGAUCGCUGUGGUGAUAAUGGCUUUAAAGGAACAGCUCAGCAAAAAAUCAUUUAGUCGCCCUCAUGUCGUUCCAAACCCGUAUGGCGCAAAACAAACAGAAAAAUGUUUUUCCAUACAAUAAAAGUGGAUGGGGACUCUCCAGAAAAGACAGAAAAAGCAUAACAAAAGUUUUCCAUGCAACUUGUGCUGUAUUCAGUGUCUUUUGAAGACAUACGAUUGUUUUGCUCUUGGAACGGACCGAAAAUUUAAGUUGUUAUUCACUGAAAAUCAUUCACGUUUGCCAAACGCCACUGGUUAUCUGAGAGCGACAGUCUAUCUGUGAAUAACAACUUCAGUUUUAGUCUGAUUCUUGCACAAAGCUAUCAAACAUCUUCAAAAGGCUUGGAAUGUAGCGCGUGAGUCGUAUGAAUUAAUUUAUUGUCCUCUUUGGAGCUUCAUAGCUCCUGGUCACUGUAUGCUUACAUUGUUUGGAAAAGAGCAGCUUGAACAUUCUGCUAAACAUCUCCUUUUGUGUUCCACAGAAGAAAGUCAUAUAGGUUUGGAACAACAUGAGGGUGAGUAAAUGAUGACAUAAUUUUCAUUCUUGGGUGAACUUUUUCUUUAAAACAACCACCCUGCACCACGUCUACAAUCGAAACCGCAUCGGAAGUUACUCUUCCGGUUCUUGGAGUCGCCUGUGCCUACACGUCAUAACGCUAUGCUGACAAAUCAUGUUUCUGCUCAGCGCCUUCGAAAUCUUGUGCCUUCUCGCUGGGUGCGUGACCAAUCGCAUCUCGCAGUCUGUGCUUUAAUGAUUUGAAGAACAGUCGCAGUUCCACGUUUAACAUAAACACGAGUUGUGAUGUGUGUAUCAAUGUGUGUGUGUGAUGUAGAUUAGAAACGUUUAAACAUCUUUAGUCGUCACAUGAUCGAGACAGAAAUAUGAACAUGUCUUCCUUUCGUAUUUAUUGUGAGUCACUGUUGUUUUCUCUCUCGUGGCGUGUUGUUGUCGUGAGAGAAUCAAACAAAACAUGUCUGGGUCACAUAUAAUACGAAAAUCAGAAGAAAAAUAUAAUAUAAAAUAUUUAGCAGGAAAAAGAAUAUUGCAUUGUGACAUUAUUUUCAUGGAAAUUGAUUUUGUGUUUCAUUGUAUUACAGUAAAAUGACUUAUUUUAUAUCUUUUAAAUUUAAGUCACAAUUACCCCCUCCAAAAAAGAAGAAAAAUUUAAUAAAAUAUAAAAUAAUUUAUUUAUAUAAUAUUGGUCAUUAUCAUCUGAUUCUCAUUUCUGUUAUACUGUAUUCAUUAUAUAUUCAAGUAUAUAUAUAUAUAUAUAUAUAUUAAUUUUUAUUAUUAUUUUUUACUAAUAAUUUUUUUCAUAGUAAUGAGAUUCAGUAUAGGUUUUCAUUAUAGUGAUGAGAAUUUGGGGCUAAGAUAUGUUUGUAAUUAAAAUAAUGACAAAUCCUAAAAAUAGUCUUCAUUGUCUUUAUACAAAUUAUAAUUUCUUUCUUUUGAUUUUUAAGGUGAUAUAUGACCUGGACGUGUUCUUGACAGGUUUGGUGAGAUUCACCUUCAUAGCUCACGCUGUUGUUGAUUAAGUGCAGAUAUAUGGCUGCCCAGGACCCAAUAACCUGUGUGUGUGUGAGUGUGUGUGUGUGAGUGUGUGUGUGUGUGUGUGUGUGUGUGUGUGUGUGUGUGUGUGUGUGUGUGUGUGUGUGAGUGUGUGUGAGUGUGUGUGUGUGUGUGUGUGUGAGUGUGUGUGUGUGAGUGUGUGUGAGUGUGUGUGUGAGUGUGUGUGUGAGUGUGUGUGUGUGUGUGUGAGUGUGUGUGUGUGUGAGUGUGUGUGUGAGUGUGUGUGUGUGAGUGUGUGUUUGUAUGUGUGUGUUUGUAUGUGUGAGUGUGAGUUUGUGUAGGUGUGAGUGUGUGUGUGAGCGAGCGAGUGUGUGAGUGUGUGUGGUGUGUGAGUGUGAGUUUGUGUAGGUGUGAGUUUGUGUAGGUGUGAGUGAGUGUGUGAGCGUGCGUGUGAGCGUGCGUGCGUGUGUGAGUGAGCGAGCGAGUGUGUGUGUGUGAGUGUGUGAGUGAGUGUGUGUGUGUGUGAGUGAAUGUAUGUGUGUGUGUGUGUGUGUGUGAGUGAGCGAGUGAGUGAGCGAGUGAGUGAGCGAGUGAGCGAGUGAGUGAGCGAGUGAGUGAGCGAGUGAGUGAGCGAGUGAGUGAGCGAGCGAGUGUGCGAGUGAAUGUGUGUGUGUGAGUGUGUGAGUGUGUGAGUGUGUGAGUGUGUGAGUGAGUGAGUGAGUGAGUGUGUGUGUGUGUGUGUGUGUGUGUGUGUUGUGCUCUGUGGGCCGCAGGAGCCUCCUGGUAAUUGAAAAGUGGAAUGCUGGCUGCACCGACUCUCUGACCUCUAAUUGAGAGAGAGCAUUGAUUUCUGCAGAGAGCGAGAGAGAGAGAGACAUUCAGCUGCAGGGGGGAUGGUACAGAUAUGAACGAGUGAGUGAUUUUGUUGGGGCGAGACUGAUCAAAUUGACGAUUGGAACGGGCAGCUCUGGUGAAAGAAAAACGAAUGGAGCAAAAGAGAGAAAGAGAAGCGUGCCAGAUAAUUACAUUUCUUCUCCAUGGACAUUUCUUCAGCCCUAAGAUGUUUGUUUUUAGCAUAUUCUUUUUUUUUUUAUUAAAAUGUUUUGUGACGGAUGUGUUCUGGAUUCGUCAGGUGACUUCCCCAGAUUUUUAUUCUGGAUACAGCUGCAAAAACGCACAAAAUAAUAUAAAGGACGUUUGUUCACACCUGAAUCUCUCUGCUCCGAUGAAGUCUCAUGUCAUUACCGUCAUGCAAAAAAAAAAAAGAAGUUUAAAUUGUUAACUGUAAAGUACAAUUGUAAUAAUGAUAAUCUUUGUUGAAUUUAAUUUAAUUAGUUGAUUUUUUAUUUUUUUUUUUUUUAUUAUUUGUGUCUGGACAGGAUGAUUACCGACAAUUAGAUUUUUUUUCUUUUCGCAUUACAGUAAUGAGUGUUUUUUUUGUUGUUGUUUUUUUCACAUAAUGGAAAUGAAAAUUUUGCGAAAAUGUAUUUAAUUGUCAUGAAAAUCAUGUCACAAAGAGAGAGAUUUUCUUGCAUUGUGACGUUUUAUUCAGUUAUUACACAAAAUGAGAAUCAAAUCAAUGAAUCGAAUGAAAAACACCACUGAGAGAAAUUCAAUUAAAUAUAAUAAAAUGCACAGACACAUUACAGUAAUGUUACAUUUGUGGCGAACUGUGCAUAAUUGUGACUUAAAAAAUAAAAAUAAAUAUGCAGUUUUUUACUGUAAUACAAAAGAAUAUCAAAAAAUAAUUAAAUUAAUAAUAAUUAAAAUCAAAAUAAAGAAAAGUUUUUUUUUUUUUUGCAUUGUAUUUCUUUAUUUUGAUUUUUCUUAUUUAUUUUUAUUUUCCUUUUCCUUAUUUCUUGCUUUUGUAUAACAGUAAGAAUAACAUUUUGAAGUCAUAAUUAAUCGCCUCAAAUUUAUCAUUAAUUGAAUGCAAUUUAUUUGAUUCAAUUUCUCAGUUCUCUCAGUGAUCUUCAUUUGGUUCAUUGCAUGUAUAACAGUAAUGAGAAUGAUAUAUGUGCAUAUAUCAUGGCCUUAAAAAUCAUUUUCUUGAACAAAGUUUACUUCUGUUAUUUGUUCCUUUUGAUUUAGGGCUGAAAAAAAGACUUGGAUAUUUCUUGGAUAAAUCAGAGAUUUAUUUAUAACGAUGCUUUUAUUUUAUUUUAAUUGAAUUUAAUUUUCACUUUGCCUUAUUGCUUUCUGCUUUGCAUUUCAGUCUGGACGUGUCAGACGGGACACACAUUUAGAUUUGUGAUUUAUUUUUAGUUUAAUAAUAAAGAUUCAUUAUUAUUUAAGAAAA
This is a messenger RNA of Myxocyprinus asiaticus (Chinese sucker), 5675 nucleotides long. RefSeq names its product ferrochelatase (gene fech). NCBI's taxonomy places the organism in Eukaryota, Metazoa, Chordata, Actinopteri, Cypriniformes, Catostomidae. The transcript is spliced from 11 exons. The record is from RefSeq and is a predicted model, not a curated record. The coding region runs from base 173 to 1405 and encodes 410 amino acids. Gene Ontology annotation, molecular function: protoporphyrin ferrochelatase activity. Gene Ontology annotation, biological process: heme biosynthetic process.